Messenger RNA from Meira miltonrushii, 2489 nucleotides. RefSeq lists its product as uncharacterized. Bases 444 to 2447 code for a protein of 667 amino acids. The transcript has a single exon. NCBI's taxonomy places the organism in Eukaryota, Fungi, Basidiomycota, Exobasidiomycetes, Exobasidiales, Brachybasidiaceae. The record is from RefSeq and is a predicted model, not a curated record.
UCUAUCACAAAAAGAAGAUGCACUCUCUGAUAGUGAAUCCUAAAUAGAAGGUAUAUCGGCCACUCAUCAAGAGAGGCUGGAGGCACAUAUGCACACAGGCUGUGUUGGUAGAGUCUAGAUGACGUCUUUUUACUGUUGAAUUUUAAGUCAAGGCUAUGUAUUCCAUUAUCACUCUAAGGCCAUUCUCAUCACCACCACCCUUUUCUUUUUCCCUUCUUCUUUCUUCUUCUUCUUUUCUUUCGAUCAUCACACGAACAGGUAUUCGCUGUGAAUCGACUUCUUUUAAAAGAGUUCUGAUCUGCCUGCCGUGCAGUUAGAUCGUCUCUUCCAAACUUUAAAAAAAAACAUAUAUCAAAUUUAAUCCUUUCAUCCGAGCAGGUACUCGGAUUCAAACACGGGAACAAGGGACCAUUCCUCUAGUUCACCAGAGGAAUUGUGCAAAGAUGGUCUCUCGCUCUCAUCCAAAAACAGGAGGAAGAAAGGUAGCCAUCGUUGCUAAGAUCGCAUUAGCAGCUAUCCUACUCGUUGCACAUACUCAAUCUUUCGCACAAGCAAGACCUUUUGGCGAUGUACAAGAUCGUGAAUUGAAUGCGACAAACCUUUCACAAGGAACGACGCAAGAGUUACUACAAGAAUUGGUAAGCUCAUUACAAUCACAUCAAGAUCAACCUAGAUCGGACGGUUACGUUGGCAUUCAUCCUCUUCCGCGUAAGCGUUCAGUUGCCCCACAAAAACGACAAGGUGCAUUGCCACAAAUCGUUCCAAAUGUAGCAGCUGCCGCUUCUACUGCUGCACCGCCGCCCGCUUCAAAAGCAGAUGCAGCGCCAACCAUUCAACCUGCUUCAAAGGCAGCACCUUCUUCCAGUGGUAAACCCUCUCCUUCUCCUUCAAAUGAUCCUGAUUCAGAUUCAGAUUCUGGUUCAGACGAAGGUGCAAGUGGAGUGGCUGCUUUGUUUAACCCACACAAUAAGCUGUUCCCGCUGGCGAUCGCUUUGACCAUUGCGAUGGUUUUAGGUGUUUUGUUGGUUUUGGUUUCGAUUGGUAAAUGUGUUUCGCAUCGUCAAUUGGCUCGUGAUCAAAGAGAUGGUAAAAGUAAGUAUAGUACAAAGAACAAUGACUUCAUGGUGGCAUCUGCGGGAAAUUCGGACCUUGGACGAAAGAGAACAUUGGGCAAAAGUUUACGUCGUGCUUUAACAAGAAGUCGUCUUGGCGGUGGUAGCUUUGCACGUCGUGAACGUGAAGGAACGGUGUUGAUUGAUGUUGGCGAUGAAGUGUAUGCUGUGACACCAGAAGUGGCAAAAGAAUACGAACGUGAACGCAAGAGUUGUUUGAGUGGUUAUUCAGGCAGCAGUGGCGGUAGUUCGGGAGGAAGUCGUCUAACUUUCCCUGCCAAUCAACCUACACCGCUACGACAAGCUUUGUAUAACGCUCAAUUGAUCGUAGCAGCAAAUGAAGCGGAAAAGGCCGGUGGAAAACCACAAGCACCCCGUGGAUUCGAUAUCAAUUCUUGGCGUAGAGAUUCAGUUGGCACAAGCAGUGAAGGAAGUUACUCGGAAUACGAUGAAAAGACCUUACACGGAUCCAGCCACUACAGUAAAGGAAAUUCUGCCUUGCCUCCCGUUGAUCCUCUUCAACGUUCGCUCAGUCAACGUUUGGCCGAUGGUUUACGUGCAUUGACACAUGGUGAUCAGAACACUGGUGCUAGCCGUGAGAAGCGAGCAUUUUCAUUUGAUUCGGAAAUGCAAAUGCCUGGCGCAUUACGACAAGCACCUCUUUCUUCUACCGUCCCUGUCUUAACCCGUGGCGGUGGCGGUUGGGCCGUUCAACGUCAACAAGGUAACGAUCAAGAUGAUUUCAAGCCAAUGCGUAAACCUGUUCGACAACAAAAUAGUGACACAACUUUACGUGAUUCUGCUUUAUCACAUGAAAGACACAAUUUACGUGAUGACGGACCUACUGCAGCAAGUGGAAAACGUCAAAAUGUGAAUGGUGGUGGUGGUGUGCCAUUGAACAAUACGGCCAAUGGAGCAAGACCAAAAUCGAUUCUAGUGAAAAAUGCACAACAAAAAGCAGCAAUGGCAGCAAGAAGAUCGGCUGGUGGACCAAAUGCAGUUGCGGCUACAUCAAAAGGAGAUCUUCAGCGUCGGGCUACAAAAGUAGCCAGCAGCACUUCGCAUGGAUCACCAAAGAUGUAUCAAAACCGUACAUUUGCCGCUGAUACAGCAACAGCAACAAAAGGUACAGCUACAGGUGCAGGAGGAACACGUAAGCCUCUCAUUCUUAAACCUGAAAUGCCAGCUCGUGGAAUGAAUGCAAACGGUGGUCAAGCAGGUGAAAAGAAAUCGAGUGAUGGUAAUGCAGCACCGGCAAAUACACGUGAACUUUAUCGUCCUUUGCCGAUGCCACCUUCUUUUGGUCCAAUCGAUUUGGGUAACCCGAAGAAGUGAUUUCAUGUUCUAUUUUUUCUUUAAUUCAUAUUUCCUCUCCUC